Arthroderma uncinatum is the source of this 2571-nucleotide messenger RNA. RefSeq names its product isochorismatase family protein. Gene Ontology annotation, biological process: DNA repair; DNA alkylation repair. The transcript has a single exon. NCBI's taxonomy places the organism in Eukaryota, Fungi, Ascomycota, Eurotiomycetes, Onygenales, Arthrodermataceae. Bases 1 to 2571 code for a protein of 856 amino acids. Gene Ontology annotation, molecular function: dioxygenase activity. The record is from RefSeq and is a predicted model, not a curated record. Gene Ontology annotation, cellular component: nucleus.
AUGUUGACCUCCAAGCUGCUCUCGUCCGCCCCGCACAUUGCCACCCAGCGGGCCCUGAUCGUCCUCGACCUGCAGAACGACUUCGUCAGGCAGCACGGCAACCUGUUCGUCCCCAACGCUGCUGACUUCCUCUCCCUCGUUCCAGACCUGGCUCGUCUCUUCCGCGAAUCGGGAGAGGUCAUCUGGGUGCAGAGCGUGUUCGAAGAGCGUCGUCCCGUCCAUGACGCCCUGGGGAGAGACACCGUCGUGCUGGAGGAUGGUUCGUCCAGCACAAGUACCAGCACCAGCACCAGCACCAGUAACAGCAAGCCGGCUUCACGGAAUGCAAACACGAAGCAGCCGGUGACGCUUCCGCCGGAUACCGCCUACCAGGACGAUCCAGAGGCCUUUCUCUCUGCCUCUGAUAAAGUCUGCGCCGGUCGACGUUGCUGUCUGCCCAACUCCUCGGGUUUCCAUUUCCCUGCUCCUAUCCUUGCCGCCAUCGAUCCAAAUGAAGACACGGUCCUCGUCAAGUCAGAAUACUCUGCUUUCCAAACUCAUGGCCUGCUUCUCUCCCUUCGAUCUAGAUUCGUCACUGAAGUGUUCGUCUGCGGCUCCCUGUCCAACGCCUCUGUCUAUGCCACCGUUCUCGAUGCGGUGCGCCACGGCCUGGCGGUCACCCUGAUCGAAGACUGCCUAGGCUACCGAAGCUCCCUGCGCCAUAGAGAGGCUAUGCGACGCAUGGCUGAUAUAAUGGGCGCAAACGGGAUAACGAGUCGCGAGCUGAUGGACGGCCAGGACGACUUUGCUCCAAGCGUUUCGUCGGUUCACGCGCAGCCAACCUCCUCGCUGGUCACUGGGAUUGAGGAGAGAAUAGGUACGCUUGGCCUCUCCUCUUCGCCUACACAAAAGAAUGCCGAUAGCCAAUCCCCCGCGUGGCGGCACAAUGUUCCCGUCACACGUCGACGGAAACAGGCAGACAAACCUAAGCAAGACGGUGCUGACCAGACAAAAGAUUUUCUUCAGACCGGCCAACGGCCAGUUGCCCAACCUGAGAAGAAAGUCGUCGACAAUCCACAGGCUGGUCAGCCCUCACCUCGAAAGCAAAAGCCGGCUCAGCCCCUCAAUUGCGGUCCAGGGGACAGCAUCGCCAGCGGGGACUCGCGCAUACUCUACGAUCUGGACAUUCCUGCCGGGUCCUUCCAGCGUCUACGUGAGGAGGUCAAUUGGCAGAAAAUGUACCACAUGUCAGGACAAGUUCCACGAUUGGUGUCAGUCCAGGGAAGUGUGGCAGCGAACGGAUCGAUACCAAUAUAUAGACAUCCGGCAGACGAGUCUCCGCCGCUUUCUCCAUUCACCGCAACGGUUGAUCAGAUACGGGCGGUGGUGGAGAAACUGCUUGGCCACCCGUUAAACCACGUCCUUAUACAGUUAUACCGAGAUGGCGAUGAUCGCAUCUCGGAACAUUCUGACAAAACCCUUGACAUCGUCAGAGGAUCUAACAUCUGCAACGUUAGCCUUGGAGCACAGAGGGCAAUGACACUGCGAACAAAAGCAGACGCAAAGGGCACCGUUGAUGGAGCAAAUGAGAGCGGAAGGCAGACACAGCGCGUCCCCAUGCCACACAACUCGCUAUUUAUCCUUGGUGAAAAGUCAAAUAUGGAAUGGCUUCAUGGAAUUCGGCCAGACAAAAGACCAGACAAGGAAAAGUCUCCAGAGGAGCUUGCUUUUAAUGGCCAGCGUAUCUCCCUUACCUUCAGGCAAAUUGGAACCUUUAUAAACCCCAAGACAGAUACCAUCUGGGGCCAGGGCGCGCUGUCAAAGACGGAGGCGGAUGCUAGAACCAUCGUGCAUGGAGAGUCAACCCAGACCGAACGGAUGAUUCGUGCCUUUGGCAAGGAAAACCAGCAGUCAGAUUUCAAUUGGGAAGAACAUUAUGGGCUCGGGUUUGAUGUCGUUAAUUUUGUUACCACCUCCACCGCCAAACUUAUCACCGCUGGCUGUGAUGCCACUGCAGAUCUUUCGGUGCGGUUAGCCUUGACUGAAAACGGUAUUCGAUAUGAUAUGGCUCGCAUUGACGAUCUCCCGUCCAAGCUUAUAAGUGACUCUAACGUCCGCCAGGCACGAGAGAAACAUCUCCCUCUCCUGGUCGACUCGGAUGGCUCUACAAUCGUUACGGGAAAUGUAGACAUCCUUCUGCAUAUUGCUCACAUCGCCCACAACCGCCUCCCAGAGGUUGCCCCUGACCCUGAAACCAAGGUGGACGGCCUGACUUUGGAAGACAGGCUCGAUGCCGCUGAUACGCUUCACCGUGCGUGGACCACGGCCUCUUCUGGCAGCAUCUCUGAGCAAGCCAAUGACACACUAUCCCUCUUCGGCUCCCUAAUUCUCGGCAAAUUUUACAUAAACGGAAAACUGUUUGGGGUGGAUGACUGCGCUGUUUGGCCUAUCUUAAAGGACAUUGUGGAAACUAAGGAUGGUAAUGACGUUCUUGAAGAUAAGUUCCCAGUUCUCACUGGAUACUAUGCGAGAGUCAAAAAACGAGCCUGCGUGAAGCAGGUCAUGGAUGAGACUGUGGCGCUCGCCGGGUAG